UCGCGCAUGCGCCGGCCGAGCCCGGCCUCCCUGCGCGGCUCGGUCGGGUUCCGGGGUCCGGUUGCCGCUGUCCCAGCCCCUAUCGCUGCCGCCGCCGCCGCUGGGCGCCCUGGGAUAGCUGAGGGCUCGCCCGAUCUUGGCCCCUUUCCAAGCAUUCCUGAUGCCUCAUUUGCCUCUGGCCUCUUUCCGACAACCACUUUGGGGGCUGAGGUCCUCACGGGGCUUCCCCAGGUCCCAUCCCCUUUCUACACAGUCAGAGUCCCAUGGAUCUAUCUCCCGGAGGAACCGUGAAGCCAAACAGAAGCGCCUGCGAGAGAAGCAGGAGGCCCUGGAGGCUGGAUUAGCCCGGAAGAGCAAGUCACCUGCAGAAUCCAGUAAGGCCUGGGCUCCUAAAGAAAUAGUGUUGUAUGAAAUCCCCACGAAACUUGGUGAAAAGAAAGAUGUCUCCCAGCCACUGCCUCCUGCAUACAGCCCCCAAUAUGUUGAGGCUGCCUGGUACCCUUGGUGGGUACGAGAGGGCUUCUUCAAACCGGAAUAUCAGAUGAGGCUGCCCCAGGCCACAGGGGAGACCUUUUCCAUGUGUAUCCCACCUCCUAACAUCACUGGCUCCCUACAUAUCGGGCAUGCACUGACCGUGGCCAUCCAGGACGCUCUCGUGCGCUGGCACCGGAUGCGUGGAGAUCAGGUGCUGUGGGUCCCGGGCUCAGAUCAUGCAGGAAUUGCUACCCAAGCUGUGGUGGAGAAACAACUGUGGAAGGAACGAAGGGUGAGGAGACGUGACCUGAGCCGGGACGCCUUCCUCAGGGAGGUGUGGAAGUGGAAGGAGGAGAAAGGUGGAGAGAUCUGUGAGCAGCUCCGAGCUCUGGGGGCCUCCCUCGACUGGGACCGAGAGCGUUUCACUAUGGAUGCUGGCUCCUCAGUGGCUGUGACCGAAGCUUUCGUGCGACUUUACAAGGCAGGGUUGUUGUACCGGGGCCGGCAGCUUGUCAACUGGUCGUGUGCUUUAAGAUCUGCCAUCUCGGAUAUUGAGGUGGAGAGCCGGCCCCUGCCUGGCCGCACGGAGCUUCGCCUGCCCGGCUGCCCCAGCCCCGUGUCCUUCGGCCUCCUUGUUUCAGUGGCCUUCCCCGUGGAAGGAGAGCCCGAUGCAGAGGUCGUGGUAGGAACCACGAGGCCAGAAACAUUGCCUGGGGACAUGGCUGUGGCUGUUCAUCCUGAUGACGCCCGAUUCACACAUCUACAUGGGCGACAACUUCGUCACCCCUUGACAGGGCAGCUUCUCCCCCUCAUCACAGACUCUUCUGUCCAGCCACACAUGGGCACAGGGGCAGUGAAAGUGACUCCAGCUCACAGCCCUGCUGACGCUGAGCUGGGGGCCCGACAUGGCUUGAAGCCCCUGAGUGUCAUCGAAGAGGAUGGGACCAUGACCUCCCUCUGUGGGGACUGGCUGCAGGGCCUGCACCGGUUUGUGGCCCGGGAGAAGAUUAUGUCCGCACUGAGCGAGCGGCGUCUGUUCCGGGGCCUCCAGGACCACCCCAUGGUGCUGCCCAUUUGCAGCCGUUCCGGGGACGUGGUAGAAUACCUACUGAAGAGCCAGUGGUUUAUCCGCUGCCGGGAGAUGGGGGACCGAGCUGCCCAGGCUGUGGAGUCAGGGGCCUUGGAGCUCAGCCCAUCUUUCCACCAGAAGAACUGGCAGCACUGGUUUUCCCACAUUGGGUAUUUGGGGGAGNGGCGCUUCUCCCGGGUCCAGGAGGCCGUGCAGGCGCUGAGGGCUCUCCGAGCCAUGUACCAGCUCACCAAGGCCCGGCCCCGAGUGCUGCUGCAGAGCUCAGAGCCUGGAGAGCGGGGCCUCUUUGAGGCCUUCCUGGAGCCUCUGGGCACCCUGGGCCACUGUGGGGCCGUGGGGCUCUUACCCCCAGGUGCAGCGGCUCCCUCUGGCUGGGCCCAGGCCCCACUUGGGGACACCAUUCAGGUCUACAUGGAGCUGCAGGGCCUGGUGGACCCCCAGACCCAUCUACCUCUGCUAGCUGCCCGAAGACACAAGUUGCAGAAGCAGCUUGACAACCUUAUAGCCCGGACCCUGUCAGAGGGAGAGGCAGAGACCCGGAGGCAGCAAAGGGAGUCAGGCUCUAAUUUCAUAUGGUGGUGGUNGACAGAGGCUGAGGCCAGAGAAGUAGCUGCAGAACUGAUGGGGAGACCAGGGGAGGAGCUGACCCUGCAGAGGGACCCUGACGUCCUGGACACAUGGUUCUCUUCAGCGCUUUUCCCCUUCUCUGCCCUGGGAUGGCCCCAAGAGACCCCAGAUUUCACUCGUUUCUACCCCCUGUCACUUUUGGAAACGGGCAGUGACCUCCUGCUGUUCUGGGUGGGCCGCAUGGUCAUGCUGGGGACCCAGCUCACAGGGCAGCUCCCCUUCCACCAGGUGCUUCUCCACUCCAUGGUUCGGGACAAGCAGGGCCGGAAGAUGAGCAAGUCCCUGGGGAACGUGCUGGACCCGCGAGACAUCAUCACUGGGGUGGAGCUGCAGGUGCUGCAGGAAAAGCUGAGGGAUGGGAACUUGGACCCCGAAGAGCUGGCGAUGGCGGCUGCAGCGCAGAGAAAGGAUUUUCCUCACGGGAUCCCCGAAUGUGGGACUGAUGCCCUGAGAUUCACCCUGUGCUCCCACGGGGCCCUGGGGGGUGACUUACACCUGUCUGUCUCUGAGGUCCUGAGCUCCCGGCAUUUCUGCAACAAGAUCUGGAAUGCCCUGCGCUUCAUCCUCGGUGCCCUGGGCGGGGAGUUCGUGCCCAGGCCCUCAGAGGAGCUGUCCCCGUCCUCCCCCAUGGACACCUGGAUCCUGAGCCGCUUGGCCCGCACUGCCCACGAGUGUGAGCGAGGCUUCCUCGCCCGAGAGCUCCCACUCGUCGCCCACGCCCUGCGCCACUUCUGGCUCCACAACCUGUGUGAUGUCUACUUGGAGGCUGUGAAGCCUGUGCUGUCGCUCUCGCCCCGCCCCCCAGGGCCUCCUCAGGUCCUGUUCUCCUGCGCCGAUGUCGGUCUCCGCCUCCUGGCCCCACUGAUGCCCUUUCUGGCUGAAGAGCUCUGGCAGAGGCUGCCCGCCAGGCCCGGCGGCUCCCCUGCCCCCAGCAUCUCUGUUGCCCCCUACCCCAGUGCCCGCAGCCUGGUGAGCCACGUUCCUGGUGUUUGGCGUGGGACUACUGCUAGAGGGUGGGGAGCAGUCUUUUAAAGGGCACUGCUGCCAGGGGGUCAUUUACAGUAGUGGUUUGUACUUUGCUACGGAGUCUCUGGAAGACUGUUUCUGCCGCGCCGUCUUAGGGGCAGUAUUAGCACAGGGGACAAGAGUGGGACUCUGUCGCUAGGCUGAUACUUGCCAGCUGUGUGACCGUGCCUCAGUUUCCCCAUCUUUAAA
Molecule: messenger RNA, 3406 nt
Organism: Hipposideros armiger (great roundleaf bat)
Lineage: Eukaryota; Metazoa; Chordata; Mammalia; Chiroptera; Hipposideridae
Gene: VARS2
Product: valyl-tRNA synthetase 2, mitochondrial
Exons: 28
Coding region: 161-3223 (1020 amino acids)
Biological process (GO): valyl-tRNA aminoacylation
Cellular component (GO): cytosol
Molecular function (GO): aminoacyl-tRNA deacylase activity; valine-tRNA ligase activity; ATP binding
Source: RefSeq, a predicted model, not a curated record